AUGUCUGAACCUUUUGUCUUCACAGCUCCAUCGAAUAAUCGAAAAUCAAAGAUGCCAUUCUCCUGGUCCUUUCUACCAAAUCCUAUACCAAGGCGCUAUCGACGUCGACUUCGCUCAAAAUUUAGAUCAUCAAUUUCUCCUACCGGAACUAUCGCCUCGAUCGAGACCUCCUACAACCCGGCAGAUACGAUACGCGCAUUGAGGGCCCACCGGUGGUCUGUUUACGAUUCGAAGUAUUUGGUUCUGAUUAUUAUAACUGUUUUCUGUCUCUCUGUUAGCCUGGCUCCGGGGCCAAUGAUAAAGACUGGUGCUGCUUCGCUCUUGAUGCUCGCCCUCCUUAUACCAGUUACACGGCAGUUUUUUCUCCCAGCUUUACCGAUCUUAACAUGGGUCCUCUUCUUUUUCAACGCACGAUUUAUUCCUACCGAAUAUCGGCCGCACAUCUGGGUAAAGAUUCUACCAGCGCUAGAAAAUAUUUUAUACGGUGCCAACUUGAGCAAUGCUCUAUCGAGACAUCAAAACGCCAUUCUUGAUAUACUUGCUUGGCUUCCCUACGGUAUCCUUCACUUUGGAGGGCCUUUCGUCUGGGCAGCCCUCAUGUUUAUAUGUGCGCCACCUGGAACUGUACCCAUAUUCGCUCAGACAUUUGGCUAUAUGAAUAUUGCCGGUGUUGCCAUUCAGUUGUUGUUCCCCUGUUCUCCACCAUGGUACGAGAAUACGUAUGGCUUAGCUCCAGCAAAUUAUUCCAUGGAAGGAUCGCCGGCCGGCUUGAGAAGAAUAGAUGAGCUGUUCGGUGUGGACAUGUACACUUCAAGCUUCACAGCUUCACCUCUAGUAUUUGGGGCUUUUCCCUCUCUUCAUUCCGGGAACGCGAUUAUCGAGGCUUUCUUCAUGAGCCACUGCUUCCCUAAACUUCGGCCACUUGUUAUAUUUUACGCUAUGUGGAUGUGGUGGGCAACUAUGUAUCUCUCCCAUCAUUACGCAGUGGACCUUGUUGGAGGUGGUUUACUGGCUGCAGUAGCGUUCUACACGGCCAAAACAAAUUUUCUACCGAGGGUUCAACCAGGCAAGGUAUUUCGGUGGGAUUACGACUUUGUCGAACGAGGCGAUCCAUCAUACAGCAGUUUUGGACAUGGUCUAUCAGCGCUAGAUGUGAUUGAGCUGUGCCAAGACAGUAGCGACGAGUGGUCAAUUGGGACCUCUUCAUCAGUGUCUGGGAGUCCAAUUGAUGAAAAUGGAUCCUCAUGGGAGGGAGAAACCCUUGCAUCUCCAACCUCCGACUCUGAUCUCAAUGAAAUCGCAUGGUGA
Messenger RNA from Blumeria graminis f. sp. triticale, 1308 nucleotides. The record is from the annotation of a GenBank genome assembly. Lineage: Eukaryota; Fungi; Ascomycota; Leotiomycetes; Helotiales; Erysiphaceae.